Molecule: messenger RNA, 9874 nt
Organism: Sclerotinia trifoliorum
Lineage: Eukaryota; Fungi; Ascomycota; Leotiomycetes; Helotiales; Sclerotiniaceae
Source: the annotation of a GenBank genome assembly
CAGACCAGUUCAAAAUUGGUUGCUGACUUCAAGCGCCCCACGCACGACUCAAGGUUGCCAAAAGUUUAAAAAAGUGUAAGAAAAUAAGGGCACAGGCUGGUGCGGUACGGCGGAUACUCUUCUACUAUACUGAAAUUGGGAGCCUGUAUCUUCAUAUCAUGCACUAUAGUGGCGAGGGAAUCCUUCAGGAGGCUCGGCAUGUGCGAGCGGUUUUUUGUGUUUCAUGCCAGUGCCGAAGUCGCGAACAUCAUGACUUCCUCGAUUUUCACCGGUAUGGCUGGCACUAGAUUUGUACCCAGUCAGCGCUCUAUUUUUCCUUGGACUGCUGCUUAUCCCUCACCGUCACAUGAUUGUUUACCACAAAGUUCGCAGCGGGUCAACUGAAGUCUCAGAUGGGCAUCUUGUGUGAGGCUUUUCAGAAAUACUCUUUUAUAUCCCAGUGGUAUCAUGCAAAUAUGAGUGGCACUUCUAAGGCUCUAAUUUAUCACUGAAAUUUAUUCUUUCGGCCAUAUUCACACAUUCAAACAUGGCUUCCCAUGCCUGCACAGAUGGUCAAGCAAACAGCAGUAACUUACACUCUGAAGAAUCAGUCCAAAACGGAAAUGCCACACGGCCAGUAAUGAAUCUACCUUCAAGCGGCCACUAUUUGCUUAAUUCCACAGCAAUAGUCGGCAUAUCUUUUGAAUUUCCACAAGAUGCACAUUCAGCUGAUGGGUUUUGGUCUAUGCUAAUGCAGGCUCGCUGUGCUUCGGAGGACUUCCCGCAAUCUCGAUUAAAUAUGUCAUCGUUUUACCAUACAGAUUCAGCGAGACAAGACUCGGUAUUCUCUUAACCCGGCGUUAUUAAAAACCAUACUAACACAGAACUAGCUUCCUUUCCGUGGAGGUCACUUUCUCGAUGGUUCUAUUGCUGGUUUCGAUGCGCCUUUUUUUUCAAUUUCAGCUCAAGAGGCGAUGGGUAUGGAUCCUUUACAGCGAGGUCUUCUCGAGACCACAUAUAGAGCUCUGGAGAAUGGUGAGGUCUUCAUAGAACAUGUCUAAAUGCCAAAUGCACGCUAAUCAAUCGCUAGCGGGCCUAUCUUUGGAGAUGGUCGUAGGUUCAAAAACUUCUGUGUAUACUGGAUGCUUUACAACAGACUGGAGAGAUAUGUAUGCAAAAGAUCCUGAUCAGUGGCCCAGCUAUGCAGCUACUGGUGUAACGGCAUUGUCAAUGUGUGCAAAUAGGAUCAGUUGGUUUUUCAAUUUUCGAGGUGCAAGUGCCAAUAUUGACACGGCUUGCUCGAGCAGUUUGGUUGCUCUUGAUAUGGCUUGCAGAGAUCUAUGUCUGGGAGAAGCGGAAAUGGUAUGUUAAUUCCUACCCUGCUUUGGUUCUUUGCCUUUGCGCUGCAGUUUGAGGCUUACUGACUAGAAUAUCAGGCUAUUGUGGGUGCCGGAAAUUUGAUGUAUUCUCCGGAUGUACUGCACCUCUUGCAAAGCAUGAACAUGCUCUCUACCGAUAGUAAGUGUCAUAGUUUUGAUGAUCGUGCCAAUGGAUACGCAAGGGGAGAAGGAUUUGCAGUCAUCGUGCUCAAAAGUCUUGCCGCGGCGAUAGAUGCAAGGGAUACAAUACGUGCAGUGAUUCGAGCUACAGGGACCAACCAAGAUGGUCGAACCCAACUUGUUACACAACCAAGUGGAGACGCGCAUGAGAUCCUCAUUAGGGAAACCUACAGGAAAGCGGGCUUGCAUCCAUCUUCGGCAUCAUACAUUGAAGCGCACGGAACUGGAACCCCUGCCGGAGGUAAGUAAAGAAAGUCCUAGAGUCGAAUAGUCUUGGAAUUAUAUUUACACUGAAAACAGACCCUAUAGAAGCCAAUGCGAUCGGCAAGGUGUUCCGAGAAUUCCGUAGUGCCGAUAACCCUCUUAUUGUGUAAGCAACAACGUUCAAUACAUUAUCAUUGUAAUCAGUGGGAGCAUGGGUCUGUCAUUCUGAGGUUCGAUUCUAACAGAUUUGAUCAGGGGCGCUGUCAAAUCAAACAUCGGUCACUUGGAAGGCGCUAGUGGUCUUGCAGGCCUGAUAAAAACGGUAUUGAUACUGGAGCGUGGUAUCAUACCACCAAACGCAAAUUUCCAGAAGCAGAACAUGGCCAUUGAUGCAGAGUUCCUGAAGAUUAAGGUAGGCUCUACACACAAUUAUGAAUGUUAACAGUCACUCGAACUGAAUUUGCCGAUAGUUUCCUACUUGUCCAACAGCCUGGCCAAACAGCGGUCCGCGUAUAGCGUCUGUGAACUCCUUCGGUUUUGGGGGUAGCAAUGCUCAUGUCAUUCUUGAGGAUGCAUUUCACUAUCUUCGAGACCAUAACUUGAAAGGAAACCAUGUCACCGUCCCAAAUAUACCGCCACAAUCUUAUCCGCAACCACAGCAACAUGCAUCCGCACCAGCACUUUCAGACAUACAUCGCAAUACCGCGCUUCCAAUGAAAAUUGUUCAUGAACAGUCCUCGGCUAAGAAGCUCCUUGUCUUCUCUUCUGCGGAUGAGGAGGGACUCAAGCGCAUUGCUGAAGCUUACAGUCUUUAUUUUAGGAAAUCAAACCUUGAUUUGUUGUCACACGAGUACUGGGACAGCUUGAUGUACACACUCAGCUCGAGAAGAACCUCACUACCUUGGAAGUGUUAUGGUUUGUUUGACUCUCUCGAUAAACUUCAAAACAUUAAGCAGGUUAUUUCCAAUCCAAUCUGCACAAAUGCAAGCUUCGAACCGACUUUUACUUUUAUUUUCACUGGUCAAGGUGCUCAAUGGGCAAGAAUGGGCGUUGAAAUCAUGGAAAGAUAUAGUGUCUUCAAACAUUAUCUCGAGAUGUGCUCCCUCGCUCUAAAAGAUGUUGGUUGUACUUGGGAUUUAAUAGGUAUAUUCUCUCUUUUCAUCUCAAUUUCAACACUCAAGUCUCUGAUAUUGCAAACAGCGGAACUUCGAAAGCCGAGAUCAUCGUCUAAAAUAAACAGUCCAGAAUAUAGCCAGCCUCUUUGCACAGCUCUACAGCUGGCAUAUAUUGAACUUCUCAGAGACUUGAAUAUUGUUCCUGAUACAGUAGUGGGCCAUUCUUCUGGAGAAAUCGCCGCUGCGUAAGCAAUUCAUAUACAAUAUUCUUGCAAUGGGACUAACCAAUACUUUAGAUACUCGAUCGGCGCUUUGUCUCUUCAAUAUUCCAUGCGAGUCGCCUACUACAGAGGGUUCUUGGCUGCUGAUUUGGUGGACAGUUCGAAGUACCCCAGUGGUGCAAUGAUGGCCGUUGGGCUGUCCGAAACUGGUAUCCAACCAUACUUCGAUGCCAUCUCAAAACAAUAUGGAAUCUGUGCAGUCGUUGUUGCUUGCAUCAAUAGUCAGAAAGGCAUAACAGUGUCGGGAGAUGAAAGACAAUUAGCAUCGUUGGAAUCGAUGUUACUCGCGGCAAAUGUCUUCGCCAAAAAACUGUUGGUCAACGUCGCUUAUCAUUCCCCUUUGAUGGCUCCCAUAGCCACGAAAUACCGUGAUGCUAUUGGAGAUAUGAAAUCUUUGUCGGUUCCUUCCUCUAACAUGAUUCCACCAACCAUGGUAUCAUCCGUGACAGGAGAUACAGUUGAUGCUAAAGUCCUCCGAUUGGGUAGCUAUUGGGUCAAGAAUAUGUUGGCGCCUGUCAAUUUUUUGCGAGCUAUGAAUCGUGUUUGUCAAGUACAAAAUAAGCCACCCCACAAACUCGACUUAAGCCAUCGCAAAAUUUUGACGACUAACACUUUGAUUGAAAUCGGUCCUCACUCAGCACUAAAGGGCCCGAUUAAAGAAAUUAUAGCCAGCGCCGGAGCGGAUUGGAUCGAAUAUCAUGCUAUCCUUAAACGAAACCAGUGCGCUAUUGAUGCGAUGCUGCACACUGCCGGCCGUCUUCACUGCCGUGGUUUUACUCAUCUUAACUUCGCUUCACUCAAUGGCCAUAGCGAUACCCACCCACCCCCUUGUCUGACUAACCUUCCUGAAUAUCAAUUUAAUCAUUCUCGCGAAUACUGGUGGGAAAGUCGAAUAAGUAGACAAUACAGAUUAUCUGGAGCCGGUCGGUUGGAUUUACUGGGAAAGCAGACCCCAGACUGGAUAUCACAUGCGCCUAGAUGGCGAAACUUCAUCAAGAUAUCUGAAAUGCAAUGGGUUGAAAAUCACAAGGUAAGCCAGCUCUGUUCGAAUGCAUAGAAGAAAAAUAAAGCUUAUGCGCUGAGUAGGUCAACGGUUCUAUCUUGUAUCCGGCGGCAGGCAUGCUUGUCAUGGCUAUUGAAGCUGCUCAUCAGAUCGCCAAAAGUCGACCAAACAACCAUAAAAUUAGUGGCUUCAGUAUCAAAAAAACUCAUUUCAGCCUUCCAUUGAUAGUUCCGACGUCUGCAGAAGGUAUUGAAGUUCAGUUUCAUAUUCAUCUUAAAGAAUCCUUGGGGAAGCCUUCCAUGUCAAAGUGGUCAGAGUUUGUGCUUUAUGGCUGGGAGAAUGAUCAAUGCAUGGAAAUAUGCCGCGGCUUUGUUCGUGUGGAAUAUGAGAGUCCAAUCAUUGCAAUCCACGGCCGGGAUUCUUUAACGGCACAGAAAUUGGCGUUGGACGAUCACCGUCACACCUACAAAAAGCUUUCAUCCGGGUCUAGCCAAAGAGUUGGCCAUCAAGACCUAUACCGAGCUCUGGAUGACAGAGGUUACGAGUUUGGCUCAGCGUUCCGAAGCUUAAACAACAUUCUUUCCAGUGAGAAUGGGUCCCGAGCUGAUGUGAAAGUGUUUGAUGGCCUAAAUAAUGAGCAAUUACAACCUCACAUAGUUCAUCCUACGACUUUAGAUGGAAUCUUUCACUUAGGACUGGCUUCUUCGUUUCGCAAUGGGUCACUAUCGGGUACUUUAGCUGUACCUACUUUCAUUGAAAAAAUAUGGAUCUCCAAGAAAGGCCUCAGCUCUACAGACAGCAGUAUUAUAAAAGCUGCUUCUAUUAGAGAAAAUAACUUGAAGACACUUUCGGACCCAGCUGCUACCACGGAGUAUUCCGCAUCGGCAGUUGACGAGAGCGAGACCAAACUUUUGGUGAAAAUAGAUGGACUGCGCAUGUCGGCUAUCGAAAAAUCUUCAGAAAUAGAUGUGGGUCAAGCUGAUAACUCUGUGUGCAACUCAUUAUCAUGGUUUCCGGAUGUUUCUCUGCUGAGCAAUGAUAGCAUCAUUACAUUGUGUAGCAGCCUUACGAACACAUUAGACAAUGAUAUAUCUUCGAGAAUAUCUACAAUUAAGGAUUUGGAGAUUGCCGCAUCAAUUUUCAUGAAGAGAAACCUUGAGAUUCCCGUUCAUUCAUACCCACAGCCGCAUCUGGAAAAGUACGCCUUAUGGGCCAAGCGUCAUUUGAAGAGUUUGGCCGAAGAUGUUGCAUUUAAAAAGUUAUUAGAAGAUGAUAUUGCCUCAGAACAGUUCAUUCGUCGUGUUGAAGCUGCAAGUGGCCGCGGAAAAUUAAUCGUCAAAGUUGGCCGGUGCCUCCGCAAAAUUCUUUCUGGUGAGAUCGAUCCUCUAGGAUUACUAUUUGGCGAUUCCGACGAUUUAGUCCGCCAAACCUACACCUUUUUCAACGAUGUCACAAGCCAUCAUUGGAGAAAGCUAUCGAUGUACAUAGAGCUUAUGACUCGACAAAACCCUAACAUGAAAAUCCUCGAAAUUGGAGCCGGUACAGGAGCUACGACUGAAAUUUUGAUGAAAACCUUCUUUCCAGACCCGAAAAAUCCACGUCUGUCUCGAUAUGACUAUACUGAUAUAUCAGCUGCGUUCUUUGAUGAGGCCAGGCGAAGGUUUGGUUCUCACCAGCAAGUAGAAUUCAAGGUUUUGAAUGUCGAGUUGGAUCCAAGUAGUCAAGGAUUUCAGGAUGGAAAUUAUGAUUUGAUAUUUGCAUCAAAUGUGAUCCACGCUACUAGGGAUAUAAGAGCAACAUUGCGAAAUGUCCACCGUCUUCUCAAACCUGGUGGCAAAUUGGUACUUUAUGAAGCAACUAAUAUCGAUGUUCUUCGGACCAGUUUCGUCUUUGGGCUCUUGCCAGGUUGGUGGCUCGGUGAGGAGAGCUUUAGGCCAUGGGGCGCCACGAUGGCACGUGAAAUAUGGAAAGAAGUUCUUGUGGAAACUGAAUUUUCGGGUAUAGAUAUGACUUUCUCUGACUAUGAAGGUGGGAUUGAGCAAGAGUUCGACAUUAUCGUCUCUACAGCCUCAAAAUUGGUUGAACAGCAUGAGGUUGAAGUAUAUAGUAUUCCACGACAAUUUGGAUCAUCAAGGAUUGGUUUGACUCACGAAAACUCUUCAGUUAUCAGGAAUGGCCUUGUUACACCACCAAUUAGAAACAGAAAUAUUUUCUACCUGAUCAUCAACCCAGCAUCUCAAACGCAAGCAAUUAUUGCUCAUCAAAUUCAAUACAACUUUAAUUCUCGUCAGAAUACGAUCAAUGACGAUACAGAGCUGAUAUUCCAAAUUUCAAGCCUCUCUCGCACCGCGAAGCUUGGCAAUCUUGACACCGUCAUCUGCAUAUUUCUACUCGAAAUUGACCAACCAUUCCUCCACGGUAUUAACGAGGAACAAUUCACUGAUCUGCAGCAUAUAAUAUGCUCAUCACAUGGAAAUCUUUGGUUAAAUUGUGCAGGAUUAUCCACGCAGACAACUCCUUCAUAUGCGUUGGUAGAUGGACUUUCUCGGGUGGUUCGUUCAGAGCUCAGCGCCAUAUUUGUCGUCGUCGGAUUUCACAUCACGUCUUCGAUGCUUACUGAUUUCCAAAUCAGUAGCUUGUUUAUUAUUCUCUCUAAGAUCGACUUCGAUUCUUCAGAUAUCACUUACGAGCCGAUGUACUUAGAGGCUAAUGGUACGAUGAACAUUGGCCGCGUUACCAAAGCAGAAUGCCUGAGUAAGGAGAUAGCCAGGGCAUCGUUGUUGGAUGAAGCUAAGGUCCAAAGCCUCCAUGAAAUUUCCGGCCUUCAGUUCUCCAAACUCAGAAACAGAUCCGUUGAAGCAGGAGUGUCCGACUUGCCAACCUUUGUUAUAGAUCAAACUUAUGAUGCACCUAUAGAAGCCGAUGAACUCGAGAUCAAAGUCCAUGCUCUUGGGCUACCACGAGAAUUCCUCGCUUUGAGCAGCUCCCAACUCGAUAAUGAAAAUUUGUCAGCCUUGUGUUGGAGCGGUAAUAUCACACGUCUAGGCUCAGAUGCUGCUUCGCAAUAUUCUUUGGGAGAAAAGGUGUUGAUGUUAAGGAAAGAAAAAUGUAAAACACACCUACGAGGGAAGCUCGCUUACACGAGAAAAAUGCAUCCACAAAUGUCUUUUAACGAGGCCGCCAUUCUACCUAUUAGCUUCGUUACCGCCUGGCAGUGUAUCAAUAGCAUUGCGAGAUUAGAAAAGGGAGAAUCGAUUCUAAUACACGAAGCCACGGGAAAUUUGUUGGAUGCCGCAGUACGGGUAUCACAAGAUCUUGGCGCCGAGAUCUUCAUUACAACUUGUUACGAUAUUCCGACAAGCACAUUAGCCGAAAGAUAUAAUAUACCGAUAACUCAUAUAUUGCACUCUGGCAGCAAUGAAAGUUUUGUUACGGCGAUAAAGCUGCUCGGCAAUGAAGGGGUUGAUGUAGUUUUCAAUUCAUCUACUGGAGAAAGCUCCCUUCCUUCUUGGGAUCUGGUUAAACCAUAUGGUAGGUUUGUUGAUGUCAGUAAAACCGCAUCGUGGAUGGAAUCCGAAUUGCCCAUGCAUCCAUUCAAACGAGGAGCAAGUUUUUCUUCUUUUAACAUUUCAGAUUGGAUCGCAUCCAAACCUUCGCAGAUCCAGAGCUGUCUAGAAAAGUUUGUCCAGGUUUUUCCCAACUACCACAUAUCCGGGAAUGGCACGGAACCAAUACAAAGUUUUCCAAUUUCCAAAAUGAAAGAAGCACUAGCUUUUAUGAAUCUAAAUCAAAUUGUCAACGAUAUAGUGUUGGAGAUGAACCCUUCCGAUAAAAUCGUAACACUAUCCAGAAAAGGACCUAAAUACUCGUUCCACCCCGACGCAAGUUAUAUAAUAGCCGGCGGGCUAGGAAGCAUUGGUCGAGCAAUAGCAAGAUGGAUGGUUGCGCGCGGCGCCAAACAUCUUAUCCUCCUCUCCCGCAGCGGGCCCCAAACUCCCACUGCACAAGAAUUCCUCUCCGAGCUCGCUACCCUCGAUAUCAAGGUCGCCGCUCCUGUCUGCGACAUAGCUUCCAUGUGUACCCUUCGCAGCACCCUCCAGCAGCUCAACUCCCACAUGCCCCCCAUAAAGGGGUGUAUCCAAGCCUCCAUGGUGCUCUCAGAUUCGUCUUUCCAAUCCAUGGGGUAUUCCCAAUGGCUCAGCAGCACAUCUCCAAAAGUCCUCGGAUCUUGGAAUCUACACAGUCUCUUGUCCCAAGGCCUGGAUUUCUUCAUCUGUCUCUCGAGUAUCUCGGGUAUUAUCGGUUUCCCAGGUCAAUCAAAUUACGCAGCGGGAAACACUUACCUCGAUUCCCUGGCACGUUACCGCAUAUCACAGGGCCAAAAGGGCAUUUCUAUCGCUUUAGGCGUCGUGGACGAAGACGGAUAUCUUUUCGAAAACCCGCUUCUUAAAGAGAAGGUCAUAGCUUCUACGCCAGUGAUGCCAAUAUCUCGGACCACAUUUUUAAAUCUCCUAGACUAUUUCUGCGAUCCGAAUCUGGACGUCGACGUACAAUCAUGCAAUCCGAUCAUUGGUCUGCAGGCGCAGCAGGAAAAAACCACACGUGAUUUAGAGAGCGCGGGCAGUGUAUGGAAAUCAUGGUUUCAAAGCCCCUUAUUUUCACAAUUCCAGAGCCAAGCCCCGCACACCUCCUCUCCAAACGUCUCAUCCCCGUCAUCAUCCGCUUCUCUCCAAAAGCUUCUCACCGAAGCCCAAACUCCACAAGAAGCAGUAACCAUCGUUCUCGAAGCAUUGAUAAGCAAGGUCGCCAAAAUGUCGGGAAGUAUCAAGGAAGAAUCGAUUGAUCCUAAAAGCGCAAUGCAUCAUUAUGGUGUGGAUUCAUUGGUGGCGAUCGAGAUUCAGAAAUGGGCUAAGCGGGAGUUGGGGGCUGAUGUGAAGGUUUUUGAUAUUCUUGGGGGAGGCACGUUUUUGCGGGUUGCGGGGGAGAUUGUGGAGAGGAGUGGGGUUGGAAGGAUGGGUGUGGGUAUGAGUGGAUGAGUGGAUGGAUAUUAUGAGGAUAGAUUGUUUAUUCGUCUUAGAAUCAAGAUGGAAUUAGAAGGAGCAGGAGAAGGAAUAAAGAAAUACAGAGGGGGGAGUCGAGGGGUGAUAAAAAAGCGGGAAAUAAGGCAUGAAGAAAGAUAAAAUGUGGGAUGCGGGAUGUAGGAUGUUUCUGUCUGCUCUUUUCUUCUUUCCAUUUAUGCGAUGCACUGGAAAAUACAUAGUAUCGAAAUAUCAAAUUCUCAAUACUCUUCGUUGAAUAAAGAAAUUUGGUAAGAUCUUAUAUUCACCCAUAUAUAUAUCCAACCAACCACGCCAUUCAUAUCCCUAUAUCACCAUCCUUCCUAAGUAAUUAUACCAACGAUAUCAUUCAUAUCCUCUAUUCAGACCCGAAACCAAAAACAUCUAUUUAUCACAAGAUCUUACUUUUACUUCCUAGCUAAUUAUUGUUAAUUCCGCAGUGUCCGAGAUAUGUAGUUCGGCGUGGAUGGAGUUUAUAUCAAAUUCUCCCGAUUUCUCAUAUGAUAUAUCCACCCGAAUCUUCCAAAUUUUGGGGAUGUUUACUUGGAAGUUGGUUGUGAGUUUGGUACCGAGGCAUCAUUCGAUGAUGGAAUGUGAUCGUUUCCACCAUGUAAAGAUCUAAUAUGCAUUUCUUUCUCCGCGUCCCCAAUAUCCACACCAUCGAGUUUUUCCCCUC